AUGUCCUUCCCGUUCAGGAGGAGAGAAGCCAACCAGUUCAAGCACAUUGCUCAUGGCCUCAUCCCUGCAGCCACCGUAGCCCCCCGCUCCGCCGUUCCUCGCACCCCUCCUCCCCGUAGCCCAAACCCCUCUCCAGAGAGACCCAGGUCCGCUCUUGCUGCUGCUGUUUUGAUGACCUCUUUAACCGGUCGCACAGUCGCCAUACCACAGCCUCGCCAAAGGUCCUACUCUGACAGCAUAUGUGAAACAGAGCACAUUGAACCCUAUGCUUCGGCCUCAGAGCUCGGACUAGCGUAA
Messenger RNA from Staurois parvus, 297 nucleotides. Lineage: Eukaryota; Metazoa; Chordata; Amphibia; Anura; Ranidae. The record is from the annotation of a GenBank genome assembly.